GCCGAUUCUUUCGCUCCGUCGAUAAUUCCGCCUUUUGCUUCUUUAGAUUUUAUUUUCAGCUUCUUCACAGAUGGAUGCCAUAGUUGCCCAGUACUCUCGGCCGCACUACCAGGAGCAGGCCGCCAUAGAGCAAGAUGACCAGGAAAUCACGACGAUUCUCCCUCCCCUGUCACUGAGAUUCGACUUACCUCCUAUUUCUCAACCCGCGUCAUUCCUCCGAGCGAUGACAGACGACCAUGCCAAUCCAGAGUGCCCAAUCAAGAUUGCCCACGGUACAACGACCCUCGCGUUCAGAUUCCAAGGCGGAAUUAUCGUCGCCACAGACUCAAGAGCUACGGCGGGAAAUUGGAUUGCGAGUCAAACGGUGAAGAAGGUCAUUGAGAUCAAUAACUGUUUGCUGGGAACCAUGGCCGGUGGUGCCGCUGAUUGCCAAUACUGGCUCGCGUAUCUUGGCAUGCUCUGUCGUCUCCACGAACUCCGCCAUAAACGUCGAAUCUCCGUCGCCGCCGCUUCGAAACUCCUUGCCAACCUCGUUUACAACUACAAGGGGAUGGGUCUCAGCAUGGGUACGAUGUGUGCUGGUGUAACGCCUCAAGAGGGCCCGGCCCUAUACUACAUCGAUUCAGACGGAACCAGGCUGGCAGGUAACCUCUUCUGCGUUGGCUCCGGUCAGACUUUUGCCUAUGGCGUCUUGGACGCGGAAUACAGAUACGAUUUGACUGAGGAAGAGGCAUUGAAUCUCGGGCGUCGAAGCAUUCUGGCUGCUAUGCACCGUGAUGCUUAUUCUGGUGGCUUCGUCAAUCUGUACCACGUGAAGGAGGACGGAUGGGUGAAGCACGGUUUCAAUGACAUGAACCCUAUUUUCUGGAAGGAGAAACUAGAGACUGGCGAGUUCUCCAAUGUCCCGAUGAAGCUGGAGUGAUUUGCCUUUUAUGAACGUGGGUUAGCGAAUACAUACGUUUUUUUUUUUUUUUUUUUUUUUUUUUGGUUUCCUGAUUGCCAUUUAAUUCUCGUACUGUGCGUUGCCCGGUUUUAUCGAGGGUUUCUGUUGAGCUCAUGUCCUUGUUGUUCUCCCGCCAAUCUUCCAUUCUACAUGAGGGUAGGCGCAUAGAUGAGUUAGUACGGAUCAGGUUAACUGUAGACUACGCUAGGGACUCGUCUAGCCGUCUUGUUUACUCUCUCAUAGUUAAGACACCGGAAGUAUACGUGGCGACGAGUAGGUAAAGGCUCAAAACAUUCAAAUCCUGUCGUGUCUAACUAAUCAGUAUAAAUUCUCAAUAUUGCGCCUUUGACGCCUCUCGUCGUCGCGUAACCCAUUCAUCUAACCACUUUUUUUGCCAUCUAUCUAAUUAAUUAUCAACAUGGAACUUCAUCUUCACUCCCA
Messenger RNA from Coccidioides immitis RS, 1384 nucleotides. Its product is annotated as proteasome component. Gene Ontology annotation, molecular function: threonine-type endopeptidase activity. The record is from RefSeq and is a predicted model, not a curated record. Gene Ontology annotation, cellular component: proteasome core complex. Lineage: Eukaryota; Fungi; Ascomycota; Eurotiomycetes; Onygenales; Onygenaceae. The transcript has 3 exons. The coding region runs from base 71 to 922 and encodes 283 amino acids.